Messenger RNA from Eimeria maxima, 3552 nucleotides. RefSeq lists its product as hypothetical. Bases 1 to 3552 code for a protein of 1183 amino acids. Gene Ontology annotation, cellular component: ubiquitin ligase complex; PcG protein complex. Gene Ontology annotation, molecular function: ubiquitin protein ligase activity; chromatin binding. The transcript is spliced from 9 exons. NCBI's taxonomy places the organism in Eukaryota, Apicomplexa, Conoidasida, Eucoccidiorida, Eimeriidae. The record is from RefSeq and is a predicted model, not a curated record.
AUGAAGGCCGGCUCUUCCUCCCCUCGGGGGGCCCCUGCAACAGCAGGGGCCCUACAAAAGUUAAUAGAGGCCCUAACAGCAUACCUGGCCUAUGAUAUAGAUGCUCAAAAGGUACUCAAGUGUAUGUACAGCGCAGCACCAGGAAGAAGAGCCUUCCUCCAGCAAUCUGCCUCAGCAGAUCCUGCUGCAGCAGGAGCAAAAACGCAUGCAGAAACAAAGAAGAUAACAUCUCAGCUUGCUGCUGCUAGCGUUCUGCUUCAUAGGGCCUUAGGAGCAGCAAAAGAGGGGGAAGGAUCAGGCGAGCCUCAGCAGGGGGCCAGCAAAGAGGAGGGCCCCCCGAUGCAGCAGCAAGAAGAAACUAUCUAUGUUGGCAUAUGCGGGGUCGAAUUUUGGAUGCAGCACGUGCAGCAGCUGUUUGCUGCAGAUGCAGCAGCAGCAGCAGCAGGAGAAGGAACAGAAGAAGCAGCUAAUGAUAUGACACUUAUCUGCAGGGAGAUGGAAGGUCUUAUCUCUCCUGUUGCUGCUGCAGCAGCAGACUCAAAGCUUUCCUUACCAACAAGGAAGGCAGCGGUUGAGGUGCUGCUGCUGAUGGCCGUCGUCUCCUUGGGAGGCUCCCAAGAUCUGUUGCAGGGGGGCCCCCAUGAGGGUAGAGGGGGUUCCUCCUCGGGUAUAGCAACAAAAAGGAGACAAACAGUAAAACGGAUACUGCGUAAAACCCUGCAGGGUAUUGUGGGGGCCCCAGGAGAAGCAACAGAUGGGGCCUCUAUUGCUCUAAGAGAGGCAUCUGUGCAUGCAGCGCAUGUGGUGUUACACUGGAAGGGUUUAUCUCGUGGGGCCCUUCGUGUUGCUGUGGGGCCCUUUGCUGCUGCUCUCUUAGAUACAGCUCAACGUGGGGCCCUGCUACGUUCUAAUUCUGCUGCUGCUCUUGGCCGUUCUCUCUUAUGCCGCUUAACUUGGCUCUUCCGUUGCCCUCCACACCAGGGAGACGCCCCGCAGCAGCAGCAGCAACAGAGGUCCCCCCUUGGUAUCCCCUGUCUCUUCUCUGAGCUCCUUAAUAGUACACAGCAAAGUGUUAAAUCCCUUGUAGAGGCAAACAAAGACAAUAAAUUGGGGGGGCCCUCAAGGGGCCCCCAACGCUUCCUUUUGCUGCGUUCUCUACAGAUCAUCCGCGACUUGCUCCUAUGGGGUUCGGGUCAGGCAUUCCCCUCUCAAGGAGCCGUCUCUUCUUCCUUGGUGCAGUGCGAAGGGGAGGGGGGCCGUUUUCUUGUAUUGAAUGUUCAAAGUCUUGGGGAGACACUUCUUGCUGCUGUUGCUGAUUGCGGCGAGGCAUUUGCAAGGAGUGCUGCUGCGGCGGCUGCGGCUGCCGUUUCUGCGAAUGCACCAUCCGCUGCUGCACAGCAGCAGGAGCAAGAACAACAACAAGAACUGCUGCAGAAGCAGCAGGAACUGCAACAGCAACAACUGCAGAACCAGCAACAGAAACAACAGCAGAUGCAGCAGCAGAUACCAAGGAGAGGAGGCAAGGGAAGCCAGAAGAAGUGGAAAAAACAAAUGCAGCAGCUGCAGCAGCAGCAACGGCAACAGCAGCAGCAGCAGCAACAUAAGCGUCCGUCGUCUGUAGUAGUUGAGCCAAGCGACAGCUCAGAGGUAGAAAGCGACUCGAGGGAGGAGUGCAGCAGCAGCAACAACAACAGCAGCAGCGACAGCAGCAGCAGCGACAACGACAGCAGCUAUGAGAGCUGCAGCAGCACCAGCGACGACUGCCGACGCACAAAGCCGAUGAAGCGAAAGCGGAGGCGCUCGGAGGAUUCAGCACCAGCAGCAGCAGAUCUGGUGUCUGUACAGCUGGAUGAGUUACCGGAAGCAGAGUUAACAGCAGCAAAUGCAGCAACACUAGAAGCAGCUGUACAUGCUGCUGCUGCUGCUGUAGAGGUUGCAGGAGAAGCUGGAAUAUUACCUUCCUUACCUACAUUUAUUAAGAUAUUAAAAGUCCUUUUAACGGGCCUCGCGUGGGGCCCGGGCAGGGGGCCCCCAACCUUUGCAUGCGCGGUUACGUCAGAUCCCCCUUCUCUUAUAGCAGCACUGCAGCUGCUAACUGUCUCCCUCAAUGUCUUUGUCCCUCCACCUGCAACUCUUUGCGCUGCCUCAUCCUUGCUGCAGCGCUUGGAGGUUUGCUGCUGCAGCGACAGCAGCACGAACCCAUGGGGCCCGCCUGUGCCAGGCAUGUGGGGCCUCGAGCUGCUGCAGGAAGACACACCAGGCAGCAGCGGUGGUCCCACAACGUUGCUACUGCAGCAAGCUGCUGCUGUCUCCGCAGCAGCAACAGCAGGAGCAGCAGCAGAGGGCGAGACCCCAGUAGAGGGAGGAGAAGGGACAGCAACACGCUUCUUGCUGCGGCCAGAGCAGCUACACAUACACCGCGACACCCGUACCGGCAGCAGCAGAGCUGCUGGUGCUGUCUAUGCUGCAUGCAGCAACAAUACUCUAAACCUAACUGCAGCACAGCAGGGCCACAACGGGGGUACCAAUGCGGGUCCAAGCGGCAGCCCCAAUGGGGGGGGCCUUACUCCCAGCGAAGGAAGGUUCAGGGCCCCCUCUCAACAGCAAACGUCAUUCGCUGCUCCUACUCCAUCAAUAGCUAAUCCAUACAGACAGCAACAGCUACACGCGGGCAGUGCAAAAGACACGCCUGCUGCAUCUGCUGCUCCUCCUCCUUCUCCUGCGCUGCAGCAGGCAGCUCCCCCUGCACCACCACCAGCAGAGCCCCUGCGGGCCCCGGAUAGGGACAGCAGAGACAACAGAGACAGCGGAGACAACAGAGAGAGUAGAAUCACAAGAGACAGCAGAGACAGCAGAGAGAAGGGCAGGGAGGACAACAGUUGUACCCUUGAGGUGCUGCGGGCGACGCCAAGUCGUGCUGCAGCGCAUGCAUUUUUGUCUGCUGUUGGGGCAGGCUUCGGGCUUCGUACAGGGCAGCAAGAAGCAAGAAGAAACAGCAAUGAACACACAAAUACACCAAGACAGCAAGCAGCAGCCUUCAGCCCUCCAGCAACUGCUGUAGAUCCUGCAACAGCAACACUAGCACCGGCAGCAACAGCAGCAGGUACAACUGCUGCUGUGCCCGAGGAGAAGGCCGAUCGACGGGGCCACGCGAAGGAAAGACGUAGAGAAGCAUCCGCAGCAACAGCAGCAGCAGCAGCAAAGGACCAGGAUGGAGAUGGGAGGUCAGACGAUGAGGUAGUUAUCCUUGAAGAGGCAGCCACACAACCAGUGUCUCUGCCUAACAAUAAGUCUGCAGCAGCAGCUGCGGCAGCCGCUGCAGCAGCAGCUGCGGCUGCCGCUGCUGUCGCUCAGGCAGCUGUAGAGGGGACGGGCUGUGCAGCUGCAGGCACCAGGCUCCCGCUUCAGCCACAACAAACCCACCGUCCGGGGACUCCGUGGGGGCAGCAACAACAGCAGCAGCAGCAUUUGGGCAAUGACGCUUCUUCAGAGCAACGUGCGAGAGCGCGUAUCCACGAAUUGCUUCAGUCGGACUCGGAGUUGUCGGAAUAG